CUACCUACCAAGGCAAGGGAGUGGCUUGGCUCGAGUAAAUACCUGUUCCACAUUCACCUUCUGUCAGAGUCAGAGUCAGUCAGGACUAGGAAUCAAUCUAUUACACAUAACUAUAGAAUAUUUCUGUGCAGACGCUCGUGGAGGAACAUGUCCUUUAAUUAGGUAUGACAUCAGUAUGACGUUAUCAUUCUCUCUACCGUGAGAAUGUACGAGGUGAUGCAGGGAGACACUACCACUUUGUCCUGGAGGCUACCCAGCCCCGGCCACAACGACGGCCCACAACAGAGCCCCUUCAGCGGGGAGGGAGGACCCACCAAGAUCCUCAAAGUCUGUUUUUCCACCAACAACACCCUGGGGAAGAACUUCAAACUGGUGAAAUGUGACAGCUCCUGGAAGAUCAGGGCUAUAGUGCAGUCUAUCCUGACCAGUGGUAGGCUGGGCCCUAACAUCCAGUAUAAAGGCUGCUAUGGUCUGCUGCUGAAGCACCUCAAGUCAGACGAGCUCCACUGGCUCCAUCCAGACCUGACCGUGGGGGAGGUGGAGCAACGCUAUGAGAGUCAUCACGUGGAGGCAGAGUGGAGGUAUGACCUGAGAGUCCGCUACAUUCCAGUCAACUUCCUGGAAAAGUUUAAAGAAGACAGUACCACACUGCUGUAUUUCUAUCAACAGGUGCGUAGUGACUACAUGCAGUACCAUGCCAGUAAAGUCAGUGAUGGGAUGGCCCUGCAGCUGGGCUGUCUGGAGAUUAGGAGGUUUUAUAAAGACAUGAACGCUAAAGGUUUGGAGAAGAAGUCCAACUUUGAGUUACUAGAGAAGGACGUGGGGCUGAACCUGUUCUUUCCACAGGAGCUCAUUGAACGCAUGAAGUCUCGUCCCCUUCGGAAGCUGAUCACCCAGACGUUCCAGCAGUACUCUACCCUGAAGGAGGACGAGUGUAUGGUUCGCUUCUUCAAAACGCUCAUGGAAUUCAUCAAUGUUGACGAGGAGGUCUACCCCUGCGAACUGGUGCAAGGCUGGAGUCUGUCAGUAGAGCUGGUGAUUGGAGCCAGGGGCAUUCGCCAACGCACCCAUAAAGACUCAGCGGUAAGCAGGAUGUUAACUGUAAACAGGGGCAUUCGCCAACGCACCCAUAAAGACUCAGCGCCUGUGUGUCUAGCGGAUUUCAAACAGAUCAAGAGCAUCAAGUGUUCAUCUCAGAGUGACGGCAAAGCCCUCCUCAACCUGGACAUAGACGGAGCCAGACAGCCUCUGUCUAUCAACGUGACUAAGUUUGCGAUGGCAGAAAACAUGGUGGACCUUAUUGACGGUUACUGUCGCGCUGAGCACGCCACUGACGAGUCGUUCAUCGCUAGACCAAAUAAAGAUGCCAAUUUACGAAGUUCCCUGCCAGACCUUCCCACAAAUCAAACGGAGAACACGGGCUCCUUCAGAUAUAGCAUGGGAUCUGACAUCUACGCAGAGAUUGACGAACGACCAAAGUCUGUGGUGAAGUAUGGAAUUGACAGACAUGACAUUGUUCUGGGACGGAUCCUUGGCGAGGGGUUUUUCGGGGAGGUCUAUGAAGGAAUGUACAAAAAAUCGAAUGGGGAGAGGAUAAGCGUGGCGGUGAAGACGUGUAAAGACUGUUCACCUGAUGUCAUGGAGAAGUUCAUGAGUGAAGCAGUGAUCAUGAAGAACCUGAACCACCCCCAUAUCGUCAGUCUGAUCGGUGUCAUAGAGGAAAACCCUGUCUGGAUCGUGAUGGAGCUCUACCAGUAUGGAGAGCUUAAGAACUACCUGACAGAGAACAAGAACAAGCUCACCAACAUAACGCUAGUUCUCUUCAGCCUGCAGAUCUGCAAAGCUCUAGUCUACCUAGAGGGAAUCAACAUGGUGCACAGAGACAUAGCGGUGAGGAAUGUGCUGGUGGCCACAGCAGACUGCGUUAAGCUGGGAGACUUUGGCCUGUCUAGAUACAUUGAGGAUGAAGAGUAUUACAAAGCCUCUGUGACUCGAUUACCUAUCAAAUGGAUGGCUCCAGAAUCCAUAAACUUCAGGCGAUUCACCACGGCUAGCGAUGUUUGGAUGUUCGCGGUGUGUAUUUGGGAGAUCCUGAGCCAGGGGCAGCAGCCUUUCUUCUGGUUGGAGAACCGUGAUGUCAUUAACCAGCUGGAGCAGGGCAUCAGACUACCCAAACCUGACAACUGCCCUCCUGCCCUCUACUCCCUCAUGACCCGCUGCUGGGCCUACGACCCCCGCGACAGACCCUCCUUCACCGAGCUGGUCGUCAAGAUCAGUGACGUCCAUCGGAUGGAGAAGGAGCAGGAGGUAGAAAGAGAGAGAGACAGACAACGCUCCACCAAGUUCUUUGACACCAAGAUCAACUUCAACGAACCUCCUCCUAAGCCCUGCAGGAUGAAACCCGGGGGUCGUUUUGGAAACGGUAUCGGUCUGCACAUUCAGCUGAAUGAGGCCCUUUGUGCCAGCUCUCCAGACCUGGCCAGUCCCUGUGAUUACACCACUCCUGUCGACUCCAUGAGCAACAGCUUGGUGGUGCCCAUGAUAUCUCCACGACGACGCAGCAUGGGGGAGGGAGAGUUGAUGGUGGAGCCGUCCAGUAAGGAAGACGCCCAGCGGUUGUGGCAGAUGGAGAGACAGCGUAUGCAGGAGACGAUGAGACAUCAGAAACAACAGAUGAUGGAGGACAACAAGUGGCUGACCAAGGAGGAGAGACUCCUGGGCCCCAUGGUACAGGAGGGCACCACCAACCCACUGUUACCAGAACCAGAGACUGGACACGCCCCGCCAGACAAGCCCCUGCAUCUCACCGGCCCGAAAGCCCAGGCCGCCCCUACGGCCCAGGCCGCCCCUACGGCCCAGGUCGCCCCUACAGCCCAGGCCCGACCCACUGCAGAGCUAGACCGUUCAGAUGAUAAGGUGUACCAGGCGGUCAUGGAGCUGGUCCAGGUGGUGGUGCAGCUGAAGAACGAUGUGAACACACUACAGCCUGAGGAGUACAUCACCGCCAUCAAGUCUGUAGGGCUGACCUUAAGGAGUCUGAUACGCAGUGUGGAUGAUAUUCUACCCACCCUCCAUAAGUCCAUUAGGACAGAGAUCGAGGGAACCCAGAAGCUGUUGAACAACGACAUGUCAGAGUUGAUCAGUAAGAUGCGUCUGGCCCAGCAGAACGCCAUCACCUCUCUGAAGGAAGAGUGUAAGAAACAGAUGCUGACUGCAGCACACAACCUGGCCAUGGAUGGGAAGAACCUUCUGGAUGCUGUGGACCAGGCCAGGGUCAGGGCCAACCUUGCCAAGCCCAAACCGGAGACCCCAUAGUGGGGUAAAUACCCACAGGACACCCACUUUUUUUUUUUUUUUUUUAACUGGAGGACGGGUCAGAGCCAAGUAUGUUGCGACUGAAUGGAUGGACUUGGGAGUGACUUGGCAGUACAGUGGUCAAGGUUUCCUUUUAAGUUGAAUUAAGUGUGUCAGAAUUAAAACGAUCAGAAAAAAUGACUUUCCCUUUUUGUAAUUGGUGUUGUGAUUUCUGUAUCAUCUCGUGUCUUGAAUUGUAUCGGUUAUUUUAAAUAGUCUCUCUAUCUGUUUAGGUAUCCAGGUUAAUUUACUUCUAGGUUAUUUUCACAUGUUUUGGGUAAUACUGGCCAGAUCAAUAGAUUUAUUAAUUUGCAUACGUGUUGUUUCAUGGUCUGUGUAAUAUUUGUUUCUAGACUAAGAGUCUGACCAAAUAGAUAAACUACCCAUUACCUUUCCGUUUUUACAUCAGGUUUGUAGUAUAUUAAAUUCAACUUACAGUAUUUUUUUUUAUAAGUAAAAGUAUGUUUUCUGUGCUAUGAUAGAGAAUUUAGGAAAGUUAUGAAAAUGCCCUUUUUGAAAAUAUUUGACUAUACUGCACCCUUCAAUGUUUCCCCAUAUCUUUUAUUCAGCUGUAUCGUCAUGGGUAUGAAUAGAGAUAAUGGGAACGAUUUCUAAUAAACAUGUCAGACACUGUGACAAAACAAGA
Salmo salar (Atlantic salmon) is the source of this 4000-nucleotide messenger RNA. RefSeq names its product protein-tyrosine kinase 2-beta. Gene Ontology annotation, biological process: signal complex assembly; protein phosphorylation. Lineage: Eukaryota; Metazoa; Chordata; Actinopteri; Salmoniformes; Salmonidae. The record is from RefSeq and is a predicted model, not a curated record. Gene Ontology annotation, cellular component: cytoskeleton; focal adhesion. Gene Ontology annotation, molecular function: ATP binding; protein tyrosine kinase activity.